This is a messenger RNA of Lucilia cuprina (Australian sheep blowfly), 6971 nucleotides long. RefSeq names its product eIF-2-alpha kinase activator GCN1 (gene l(3)80Fj). Gene Ontology annotation, cellular component: cytosol. The transcript has a single exon. Gene Ontology annotation, molecular function: protein kinase regulator activity; protein binding. NCBI's taxonomy places the organism in Eukaryota, Metazoa, Arthropoda, Insecta, Diptera, Calliphoridae. Bases 59 to 6856 code for a protein of 2265 amino acids. Gene Ontology annotation, biological process: cellular response to amino acid starvation; regulation of translation. The record is from RefSeq and is a predicted model, not a curated record.
AUUUUUAUAUUUUUAGGGAGCAGGAAUAUUGAGUUUUAAUGCAAUCUCUCCAACUUUAAUGCCGCAAAUUCUUCCGUUGGUCUUAGAACUAUUUUCAAAAUCGUUAAAUACAGAGGUCCAUGAAAAAGUAAUAUGCUUUGCACUAGAAAUGUUUAGUCUAUGGACAAAGAAACAUACUGAUUUUUCAGAUAAAACAGUUAUAGACAUUUUUAAAAAAGGCGUUGGACUAAAAACUACAACGCCAAACGUUCGUUUAUCAUAUUUGCAGUGGCUACUGGCUUGUUUUAAUAAAUGUAGUUUAGAAAAUGAUAUCAAUCUAACCACAAUGUUACUGAAAAUAUUUGAAAAAGCACUGCAAAACCAAUCCCAAAUACCGCUUGUGUCAGAAGCAGUAUGUGCUACUUGUUUAUUAUUAAAAACUGAUGGUGCAGACAAUGAUACCUUGAAUAAUUUCUGGAAUAUUGUUCUCGACAUAAACAAAUCGAUAUUCUUUACAGAACGGUUUAUUAACUCUGCUCCUACAGAUACUUUGUGUUACAUAGUCCUGAUGGCAGAGCAAAUUCUUACGAAACAUUUUAAAUCGAUCAAAGGGAAUUUGGACACAUUAUUUAAAGCAUUUGUACAAGCAAUAACAUCAUCAUCUGAUAAAGUGAGAAGUUAUGUAAAUAGUUUGUUACCUGAAAUAAUUGUAUCAGAGAACGGAAUAAUGUUUUCUAAAAGCAUCAUCGUGGAACUUGGGAAGAAAUUAAAGUUAUUGGAAGCUGAAUUUGAUACAGAUGAGCAGUUCUUACUUUCCAAAUCAAUUGAAGAAACAAUACGCUUACUCUGUGAUAUUAAAAACAUUACAAGCGUUGAUGCCCAAUAUUUGGCACUCCAGUUGUUAAUCGUAUGUCAUCAUCCAUUGGUAGUGUCUGCUAAUCCAAAAUUAUGGAAUAGUAUACUGAAAGAACAGUUACAUUUAGAAAUUUGCCAAUUGAUUUCAUUGCAAUCAGAAAAAAUUAAGGAUAUCAUAAUAGAUAAUUUUGAAAUUAACAAAACUUAUGAGAAUGCGAUUGCAACCUUAUCUUAUAUAAGUCCAGACAAGUUCAUUCCACUAUUAAUUUCAAAGGUUACAUUGUAUUUAAGUGAUCCCCUCUUAAUUAACGUUACUGAUGAUGAAUAUUUUACAUUUUUAACUCCGGAAGGGGAGUUAUAUGAUAAAAGUGUAAUACCCAAUAGUAAUGACGUUUAUACAACAGCGGGACUGAAGAGAGAAAAUAAAGUUUACAGUUAUAAAGAACAAAUAGAAGAACUUCAACUUAGAAGAGAAAUUGAAGAGAAAAGGCGUAAAGAAGGAAAAUUAAAACCUCCUCAAUUGACACCUAAGCAGAAAGAAGUAAUAAAAAAUCAGACUGAGAAAGAGCUUUUAAUAAAAAUGCGACUCAAAGAUUUAAAUUUAAAAUUAAAUUAUGCAAUUAAAAUGAUUGAGUCCUCUUGUAUUGGUAAUUCAAAACAAUGUUCCGUACAUUUUCCAGUUUUGCUAACUCUUAUUUUAGAAGCGAUGAAGUCGCCAUUAUCCGCUGAGCUAAUGUCUCAAUUAUAUUAUCAAUUAAGAAAAAUUUGGUUUGAAGAAUCAGAUUUAGGGUUUAAAUUGGCUAUUACAACAAUUCGAAUGCAGUUGCCUAGAUGCGAUCUUAAUAAAGAAUGGAUGAAAAAUGAUUUAAAUAUUCUAGUUCAUGAUACUCUACAACACUUGAACGAAAUUAUUAUUGAACACAAUGGCACAAUGACUUCUCCAGCUUUUACAUACAUCUUUGAAUUUCUAAAACGGGCACUUAUAUCAAAAUAUGUUUCAUCUAAUGAGGAAUUAAUGGCAAUUGGAAUAAAACUAAUCGAGCAGCACGCUCAAACAAGAGGUGAUUCCAUUAAUGGAGGCUUGUGGGAUUAUAGACAUCCUAAAUAUUUACCAAGAAUGGAAAUGUUUAAAUUCUUGAUAGAUCUUAUUAGUAUUCAUUCUGGACGCGUUCAGACGCAGGCGGUUGCUGCAUUACUGGAAGUGGCAAAAUGUAGUUCUGGUGAAGACUUUUGUGCUUUAGCAACACAAGAUGAUAUUAAUAUAUUUUUGAAUGCUCUCGAAAAUGGCCAAGAAAUAAUGCGAGACGUCGCAUUACGAGUUCUAACGAUUUUAUCAAAGAUAAUAUGUACAGAAAGUAAAACCAAUGCACAUUUUUCUAUGCUUAUUACCCGUCGUCUUUGGGUGGCAAAAUUUGAUAUUUCCAAUGUUAACAGGAAUAUUGCUGAUGAUCUUUGGAAAAAUGUUGAACUUAAUCAUCCGAUAGCUGAUGAUUUAUUAUGUGAUGUAAUACAUACAGAAAUUUGUAUACAAAAAGCCACUGCAUCUUCGUUAGUUCCAUUGUUAAUUAAUGAUGGCUCAAGUGCAAAACGAAUUUUAAAAAAACUUCUCACUAUUUACAAUGAAAAACUUUCUAUGAUUCCACCAAAACUAGAUGAGUUUGGUCGUGAAAUGGCACCUGCAAUUGAUCAGUGGAAACCUCGUAGAGGAAUAGCUAUAGCAAUAUCAAAAAUUUCCCAAUUCUUUUCAGUAGAUGAUGUGAAUCAUGUUAUGCAGUUUAUGGUAUCUGCUGGUUUGGGUGAUCGCGAAGAAGUUGUACAUAAAGAGAUGCUAGCUUCUGCUCUUACGAUUGUUGAUUUACAUGGCAAGGAUACUAUAAUAACAUUAUUGCCUGUUUUUGAAGAUUUUUUGGAUAAAGCUCCAAAAUCUCAAAGUUAUGAUAAUAUAAGACAAGCUGUUGUAAUUUUAAUGGGUUCUUUAGCACGUCACUUGGAGAAAGAUGAUAAACGAAUAGAGCCCAUAGUAAGAAGAUUAUUAUCAGCUCUUUCUACUCCAUCUCAACAAGUUCAAGAAGCUGUAGCAAAUUGUCUACCACAUUUGAUGCCAUCAGUAAAGGAAGAAGCCCCAGCAAUGAUAAAGCGUCUUCUGCAAUUACUAGUUAAGUCUGAAAAGUAUGGCGAGCGUAGAGGUGCAGCCUACGGUAUUGCAGGUAUUGUAAAAGGUUUGGGAAUCUUAUCGUUAAAACAAUUUGAUAUUAUGUCAAAGCUAACAACAUACAUUCAGGAAAAGAAAAAUUAUAAAUCUAGAGAAGGAGCGUUGUUUGCAUUCGAAAUUCUUUGCACUACUCUUGGUCGUCUUUUUGAACCAUAUAUAGUACACGUACUUCCCCAUUUAUUGCAAUGCUUUGGUGAUCCUUCUCAGUAUGUUCGUCAGGCAGCAGACGAUACAGCUAAAGUAGUAAUGGGAAAGUUAUCUGCGCAUGGUGUUAAGCUAGUAUUACCUUCACUGCUAGAAGCACUUGAUGAAGAUUCUUGGCGUACAAAAACAGCAUCAGUUGAAUUAUUAGGUGCAAUGGCAUAUUGCGCUCCAAAACAGCUUUCAUCUUGUUUACCAUCGAUUGUCCCCAAAUUAAUAGAAGUAUUAGGGGAUUCUCAUACUAAAGUACAGGAAGCGGGGGCAGAUGCGCUCAAAGUAAUAGGAUCUGUUAUAAAAAAUCCAGAAAUUCAGGCCAUUGUCCCCGUUUUGUUAAAGGCUCUAGAAGACCCUUCAAAAAAUACAUCCACUUGUCUACAAAGUCUCUUGCAAACCAAAUUUGUUCAUUUCAUUGACGCACCUUCCCUUGCAUUAAUAAUGCCUGUUGUACAAAGAGCCUUUAUGGAUCGAUCUACAGAAACAAGAAAAAUGGCUGCUCAAAUUAUUGGAAAUAUGUACUCUUUAACAGAUCAAAAAGACCUUACACCUUAUCUUCCUAAUAUUAUUCCAGGUCUAAAAAUGUCAUUAUUAGAUCCAGUCCCUGAAGUUAGAGCAGUCUCUGCUCGAGCUUUAGGAGCAAUGGUUAGAGGAAUGGGAGAAUCUUCAUUUGAGGAUUUACUUCCAUGGUUGAUGCAAACUCUAACUUCUGAAUCCAGUAGCGUAGAUAGAAGUGGUGCCGCUCAAGGUCUAUCGGAAGUUGUCGGUGGUCUUGGAGUGGAAAAAUUACACAAGUUAAUGCCCGAUAUAAUUUCAACUGCAGAAAGAAGUGACAUUGCUCCUCACGUUAAAGAUGGAUACAUAAUGAUGUUUAUAUAUAUGCCUAGUGCAUUUCCACAAGAUUUUACUCCUUAUAUUGGUCAAAUAAUCAAUCCAAUUCUAAAGGCACUUGCAGAUGAAAAUGAAUAUGUCCGUGAUACUGCUUUAAAGGCUGGGCAGCGUAUUGUAAAUCUUUAUGCAGAAACAGCGGUUGCACUUUUAUUACCAGAAUUAGAAAAGGGUUUAUUUGAUGACAAUUGGCGUAUUCGUUUUAGUUCAGUGCAAUUGUUAGGAGACUUGUUAUAUCGUAUAUCUGGAGUUUCCGGAAAAAUGACAACCGAAACUGCAAGUGAAGACGACAACUUUGGUACAGAGCAAUCUCAUGCUGCUAUUAUAAGAUUCUUAGGUAAUGAGAGACGUAAUCGUGUUCUUUCCGGUUUGUAUAUGGGCCGAAGUGACGUAUCACUAAUGGUUCGUCAAGCAGCUCUCCACGUGUGGAAAGUAGUAGUAACCAACACACCUAGAACUCUAAGAGAAAUUUUACCUACUCUCUUUGGAUUGCUAUUAGGAUGUUUAGCAAGUACUAGUUACGAUAAACGCCAGGUAGCAGCUAGAACACUUGGAGACUUAGUUAGAAAACUUGGAGAAAGAGUAUUACCAGAAAUAAUACCUAUAUUAGAGCGAGGACUCAACUCUGAGCAAGCAGACCAACGACAAGGCGUAUGUAUUGGUCUUUCCGAGAUCAUGGCCUCCACAUCAAAAGAAAUGGUACUAUCGUUUGUUAACAGCUUGGUUCCUACGGUGAGAAAAGCUUUGUCGGACCCUCUCCCGGAAGUUCGAGAAGCCGCAGCAAAAACAUUUGAAUCCCUUCAUUCGACGGUAGGAUCAAGAGCUCUAGAUGAUAUACUACCGCCGAUGUUGGAGGGAUUAUCUGAUCCCGAUGCAGAAGUUGCAGAAAAUACAUUGGAUGGUUUACGUCAAGUGAUGACAAUUAAAUCAAGAGUGGUAUUACCUUAUUUAGUUCCACAGUUAACAGCACCCCCUGUAAACACUAAAGCACUGUCAAUUCUUGUAUCUGUGGCUGGAGAAGCUCUAACAAAAUAUUUGCCAAAAAUACUUUUUGCUUUAUUACAAGCGCUUUCGGAUGCACAAGGUACAGCUAACGAAUCGCAAGAAUUAGAAUAUUGCCAAGCUGUAAUUUUAUCGGUAUCCGAUGAAGCCGGAAUACGAACCAUCAUGGACACUUUAAUGGCAUGUGCUAAAUCUGAAAAUUUAUCUACCCGCAAAUCAUCUGCGAGUUUACUAUCAGCAUUUUGUAUGCAUACCCCCGGUGACUAUUCGCAAUAUGUCCCGCAGUUGUUAAGAUCUCUUCUGCGACUUAUGGCAGAAACUGAUCGAGAGAUAUUGCAAAGGUCUUGGGAUUCUCUUAAUGCUGUAAUAAAAGGGUUAGAUUCAUCUCAACAAAUCGCUCAUGUUUCCGAUGUUCGCCAAGCUGUACGCUUUGCUGCUAGUGAUUCAAAGGAAUUAGAACUUCCAGGAUUUUGUUUACCUAAAGGAAUUGCACCGCUUUUGCCAGUGUUUAGAGAAGCUAUUUUAAAUGGUCUCCCAGAAGAAAAAGAAAAUGCAGCUCAGGGUCUAGGCGAAAUUAUUUCUAUUACUAACGCACAAUCAUUACAGCCAUCUGUAGUUCAUAUAACAGGUCCACUAAUUAGAAUCUUAGGCGACAGAUUUAAUGCAGGAGUGAAAGCAGCAGUUUUGGAAACUUUAGCAAUACUACUCCAUAAAGUUGGAGUUAUGCUAAAACAAUUUUUGCCGCAACUUCAAACUACUUUUUUGAAAGCUUUACACGACCAAAAUAGAUUGGUACGUAUGAAAGCAGGUCAUGCUUUAUCUGAACUAGUAAUAAUUCAUACGCGUGCAGAUCCCCUUUUUAAUGAAAUUCACAACAGUAUAAAAUCGGGAGACGACUCCGCAAUUCGAGAGACUAUGUUACAAGCCCUUCGAAGUGUGAUAACGCCCGCUGGAGAUAAAAUGUCUGAUCCUAUAAAAAAACAGAUUUGCGGUACAUUAAUAGGUUUAAUUGGGCAUCAAGAAGACGUAACACGAAGUGCUGCUGGAGGCUGCCUUGGUGCUUUGCUUAAAUAUUUGACAUCAGAACAAGUAGAUGAUAUUCUUCGAAAUUAUAUAUUGUUAGAAGAUAACGACGAUUCUCAUAUUAAACAUGGGCGUACAAUUGUUUUGUUCGUAGCUCUUAAAGAAAGCGUUGAAAUUGUAUUAAACAACGAAAAUGAAGAAAUUAUACUAAAAACACUUAUUUCAUACAUAUCAUCUGAUAAAAUUCAGAUUGCUAGCAAUGGGAUACGAGGUGCAACAUAUUUAAUUGAAUACUGGAUGACAACAAAUAAAACAGCAUCGCCUCAAAUUGUUAAUGCGUUUACUAGGGCCAUGAAUCAUAAUAGUAAUGAAAUAAAACAACUUGUAGCAAAAAGCUGCAACCACAUAGCAAAAGUUCUUAAUGCUAACCAAAUUUCUCCUGAAUUAUUAAGAUACUUAAUACCAAUGCUGGUAAAUGGAACAAAAGAAAAGAAUGGUUACGUAAAAUCUAAUUCGGAAAUUGCUUUAAUAUCUAUAUUACGCCUAAGGGAUAAUGAACAAAAUUUCAACGAUGUAUGUCAAAUCUUGGACGCAGGUGCCAGAGAUUCUUUAUGCGAAGUUGUGAGUAAAGUGUUGCGAAAAGCUGCAAUUCAACCCGCUGGAAAAGACGAGGAGUUAGACGACACACUUUUAAUUUAUUAAUUUAAUUCAUAUAUAACCUAUUUACUUUAUUAAAUAAAAAUAUGUAAUGUUCCACUUCAGAUGACUUAAAUUGUUUCAUAAGAAUUCACGAUAAAAUAAAAAUCCUAUAAGUAUA